This is a messenger RNA of Musa acuminata subsp. malaccensis (wild Malaysian banana), 1152 nucleotides long. Its product is annotated as BURP domain-containing protein 3-like. Lineage: Eukaryota; Viridiplantae; Streptophyta; Magnoliopsida; Zingiberales; Musaceae. The record is from RefSeq and is a predicted model, not a curated record.
AUGGUGGGAACUUACGUAGAAGGUGUCGUGCUUGGAACGACGCGUUCGAUUCAACCCAGAAGCGUUCGACUGCUCGUCUACUCGUUGCAUGAUGAUGCAUCAUCAGUUUGGCCAACAUCAGGCGAUACCCCCGGCCGGAAGAUGAGCCUGAAACCCAGGUCUGGCAUGCGGCAUUUAAGCCGUCCAUGUCUUCGUGCGCUCACCUGCUUCUCCGAGAGACGGACGCGAGCUUUGAAGCAGCCGUAUAAGGCCAAAGCCAGCGGUAGAUGGGGCGUCCGGCCAAAUGCAUUCAGUGGCCGGAGUCUGGGACGGUUGAAUUGCUAUCAUCUUGCAACAGUAUGCCAUGCAUCCUCUUCUCCUGCCCAAGUGAUCUACUGGAACUCGGUCUUACCCGACACUCCCAUGCCAAGAGCAAUCAGUGACCUUAUAACCACCGAGGUCGUCGCUGGCGAGAAGGACGCCGCCACCGACACCCAGCUCCACGACGACCCUAAUGUCGCUCUGUUCUUCCUCGAGAAGGACCUCCACCCGGGUGCCAAGAUGAAGCUCCACUUCACCAACACCAUCUCCGGUGCCUCCUUCCUCCGUCGCCGAGCCGCCGACUCCAUCCCCUUCUCAUCCACACGCCUCCGUGAGAUCCUCGACCGCUUCUCCGUAGAGCCUAACUCCGCAGAAGCCGCUGCGAUCAAGCAGACCCUUCGAGACUGCGAGGAGCCAGCGGUGAGGGGAGAGAGGAAGACGUGUGCCACCUCGCUUGAAGCGAUGGUGGAAUUCAGCACGUCAAGCUUGGGGACAAGUAAGGUUAAGGCGGCGUCCACGACGGUGAGCAAGGAGGGAACGCCGGCGCAGGAGUACACGGUCGCUGCGUCGGGAGUGCGAGAGAUGGGCGGGGAGGAGCUGGCGACAUGCCAUGCAGAGCCCUACGCGUACGCCAUAUUCUACUGCCACGCGACGUCGACGAGCAGGGGGUACGAGGUGGACAUGGUGGGGAAGGACGGGACGACGGUGGAGGCGGCCGCGGUGUGCCACACCGACACCACGGCGUGGAACCCGGAACACGUUGCUUUCAAGGUGCUCGACAUAAAGCCUGGGUCGGCGCCCGUCUGCCACUUCCUGCCUCAGGAUCAUGUCGUGUGGAGCCGCAGCGGUUAG